UUUUCCUAUUUACUGAUAUGACAGACAAGCAAGAAAAGAAACCAGACUUAGGUCUAUUGGAAGAAGACGAUGAGUUCGAAGAAUUUCCGGCAGAAGACUGGACAGAAGAAAAUGAAGAUGAAGAAGAUAUAAAUGUUUGGGAAGAUAACUGGGAUGAUGAUAAUUUAGAUGAUGAUUUUUCAGUACAAUUGAGAGCUGAACUGGAAAAGCAAGGAAAGAAUGCAGAUGGAAGUGAACCAAUGAAAACAUAGUGUUUCUUAUACUUAAUGUUUUGUAUGAAUGAGAAGAUUGUGUCAUGAUCCAUUGUAUGUUUGUCAUAAUUCAUGUGUGAAUGUAGCAAUAAAAAUGGAAAAUGAAGAAGA
Mytilus californianus (California mussel) is the source of this 362-nucleotide messenger RNA. Its product is annotated as 26S proteasome complex subunit SEM1-like. The record is from RefSeq and is a predicted model, not a curated record. Lineage: Eukaryota; Metazoa; Mollusca; Bivalvia; Mytilida; Mytilidae. The transcript has 3 exons. Gene Ontology annotation, biological process: proteasome assembly; double-strand break repair via homologous recombination; mRNA export from nucleus. Gene Ontology annotation, cellular component: proteasome regulatory particle, lid subcomplex; proteasome complex. The coding region runs from base 18 to 251 and encodes 77 amino acids.